AUGGAGCCAGGCGCGGGCAGACUCCAGCCACAGGCGGCUGGCGCAGCGCCACAGCAGCGACUCCUGCAGCGACUCCGGCCGCAGCGCCAGGAGCUCCGGCGCCAGCUCCAGCAGCAGCAGCAGCAGCCAGCGGAGGAAACCCAGGAUAGCCAGCAGACAGCGACCGGGCCAGCCACUGUCAUCGAUUUGGUGGCGCAGGACGAGCGGACCCGCGGGACGGCCGGUGACGCUGAUGGCAUCCAUGGUUCAGUGUCAGACGCAGCAGCAGCAUCAGCAGACGACAGCGACAGCGACAGCGACAGUGACGGCGACAGCGACGACGACGACUACGACUACGACUACGAAGAGGAAGAAGAAGAAGAAGAGCCAAUAAGGGCGGCAUCGGCAGCGACACCACGCUCGUUGCGGCAUAAGAAGACAGGGAGCAGCAGUUGUAACGUCAGAAGCACCCGCAGCCGGCCGCUGACCAUCCACACAUCAUACGCCUGGGAAGCAUUGGAUAUUCAGCAGCAGCGCAACGAACGGGUCGUCGUCAACAUGUCUCGCAACCGUCCGCGCGGGCCUGCGACGAGAGAGAACGGGCUGGCGGCCGACGAGGAGGUCGAGAUGUGGAAUAAGAUCUGUCAGGAUAUCCGAAAGGCCGCUGAGAAGAACGAGAAGCAGCGGGCGAUAGGCCUGCAGAUUGCCGCCCUCAACGAGAAGAUUGCAAGGAACGGCAACAACCAGCUGGACAGCCUUCACCGGCAGCAGCUGAAGCUGAGCGCAGAGGAGAGGGCCAUCCUGCAGGACGAGCCCGCGGACGUUACCAAGAACCUGGGCAUCCUGAUAGCCCUCCGCUCGGCGUCAGAGGCGGCGGACCCCCAGAGCCGGUCUCUCUCGCAGAACAAGUCUCGCAAGCGGAAGGGGGACGUCGACCUGGCGUCGACCGAUUCCCCGGCGCCAUCGUCUUCGGGCGUCUCGUCUGACAAGCUGAACCGGAUCAAGGGGGGUGCCCAACGCAGCACUAGCGUGUCUAGCAGCCACCGCGGUGACACUGCUUCACUCGACAACGGCGUGGAGGGAGGCCGUCCGUCAGAGAAGGCGGAUCAGCUUGUCAUCGGCGCGGAAGUUGUCUUCAAGCACAACAAGAAGCAGCAGGGCGUCGAGGGCGAGGGCAUCCAGUGCAUCAUCAAGAACAUCACCGGCGAAGGGAACAAACGACGGUAUGAUGUGCAAGACCCAGAACCGAUCGAGAACGGUGAGGAGGGAGCCAUCUAUAAGACCACCGCAGCCUCGCUGAUCCACAUCCCCAAGGCUGGCUCUCCGCUCCCCCAGUUCCAGAUCGGCAAACAGGUCCUGGCCAGGUAUCCAGACACCACAACCUUCUAUCGGGCCGAAGUCAUGGGCCUGAAGAAGGAGGUCUACCGCCUCAAGUUCGAGGGCGAGGAGGACGACAAGGAGAUGGAAGUCGACCGCCGCUACGUCCUGGACAUUCCCAGCAAGUGA
This is a messenger RNA of Trichophyton verrucosum HKI 0517, 1485 nucleotides long. RefSeq lists its product as uncharacterized. Gene Ontology annotation, cellular component: SAGA complex. The transcript is spliced from 3 exons. The coding region runs from base 1 to 1485 and encodes 494 amino acids. The record is from RefSeq and is a predicted model, not a curated record. Lineage: Eukaryota; Fungi; Ascomycota; Eurotiomycetes; Onygenales; Arthrodermataceae.